Messenger RNA from Plasmodium falciparum 3D7, 6381 nucleotides. It is a transcript of the gene QRP1, whose product is annotated as quinoxaline resistance protein QRP1. The record is from RefSeq and is a predicted model, not a curated record. Lineage: Eukaryota; Apicomplexa; Aconoidasida; Haemosporida; Plasmodiidae.
AUGGAUGUUCAAAAAAAUAAACGAAAAAAUAGUGAUAAUAAUAAUUGUAACAAAUUAAAAUAUAUAAAUAAUAAUACUAAGAGUAGUAACACAACAAAUUUUAAAAAGUUGAGAGAUAUUUCAAAAGAGAAUAUAUUAUUUUUAUAUGAUAAAAAAGUGGAACACUUGAAUAACAGAAAAGACAAUUCUAAUGAUGAUGCAGAGUUAAAAAAAAAAAAUGAGAAAAUAGAAAGAAUGAGUAAGUUCAAUAAUAAUGAAAAUGAAAAAAUAAAGAGUAAUAAAAAUAAGCAUUCAAUAAAUAUGUCUACCUUGUCAAGUUUUGAAGAGGAUGAAAAUAAUAAUAAAAAAAAUGAUAUUAUAGUAAGUAGUGAAUAUGCUGAAGUAAGCAAAAAUAAAAAUAUGUUAAUAAUGGGUAAUAAAAAUAAAGAAGUGAUAAAGCAUAAUAAAAAUAAUUUGAACCAUAUAUUUGAAGAAGUUUGUAGCGUAGACAAUAAUAAUAUAAAGGAUAACAUUCCAAUGUUAAGUAAAAGAUUAAGUGAUCCAAAUAAAAAAGAAAAUGAAACAUAUAAUAUCCAUCAGAAUAAUUAUGAAAAUGUUUAUAAUAUUAAUCAAUUUAAUAAUAAUAAUAUAAAGAUGAGACAUGUUUUAAAUAAUGUGAAAAGCUUAAAAAAUUGGACAGAUGAUAAUGAUGAAGAUGAAAAAGAAAAAGAAAUAGAUCAUUUUGAUUUAUCAACUGAUUCUAGAAAUCAAAAUAGCAAUAAUAUGAAUAGUAACAAUUAUAUUCAUGAUGUAAAUAAACAUAAAUUGACAAAUAAAACUAAUAGUUUUAAAUUUGAAAUGGAUGAAGAUAAAUGCAACAAAAUGGAUGAUGAUUUUUCUAAGAGAAAAAUAUUAAAAAAGAGGAGUGUAUAUAAUGAUGAAGAUAGUGAUGGUUCAUUUAUAAAAGAAAUAAAUGACGUCAAUUUAGAUAUAAAGAACGAUAAUAUAUGUUGUUCAUCUUUUAAAAAAUCUAAAAAAAAUGAAAAUCACGUACGUAUAGAUAAAAAUAAUGUGAAUGAUAAUAUGAAAGAAUUACAUAGUAAUAGUAUGGGUUAUAUAGAUAUUAGAAAGAAAAGAAAAAAAGAAUUAAGUAAAGAAUUAAAAAAUAUGGAUUGGUUAAUAUAUACUAUUAGAUAUAUGGAUUAUAGAAGAUUACGUAGAAGAUUUAGUGGUAUUAGAAAACCUAUCUCUAAAAAAAUUGUUUUCAUUAUAACUAUAUUUUGUUUAAUAUUAAUUUCAUGGAAAUAUUUUAAUAUAUCAUAUGAAAAUAAUAAGUUUAGUUUUAGUUUUGAAAUUCAAACAAGUUUAUUAUUUUUUGUUGAAGCUAUUUUAUUAACAAUUGGAAUAAUAAUAUUUGCAAAAUUUCAGACACGUUUAAGUUUACAUUGGCCUAUUUAUGCAUCAUAUAUAUUUAUUAUAUGUGCUGUAAUUUUAUUACUUUUUUUUGAAAAUGAUAAAUUGGAUAAAAAUUCUCGAGGGGAACAUAUAUUAAUGUUAUAUGGUAUUGUACAAUUAUCAUUAAUUAUUAUAGUAAAGAUUAUAAUAUUUAGUGGUCCUCUUUUGGCUAUAUAUGGAUUUUUUUGUCCGUGUACCGAGCAUUGUAGAAUAUUGAAAAAGAAAAUUUCAACAAAUAAAUUGAAUAUAACAAUAAGUAGAUAUAACGAUUUUGCUGGUAUGUGUGGUAAUAAUGUAUGUUGUUUAUGCUUAUGCGCAUAUCGUUCGUUUUAUCGUCUUGUAAAUUGUUUUUAUAAUAAAUUUUCCAAUUUUAAAUUUAAAAUGAUAACUGAAACAAAUGACGAAGCUCCAUUUAGUCAUCAAUUAAGAUAUAAAGGGAAAACAGAUAUUUAUGGAAGACCACAUGGAUAUGGAGAAUGGAUAGAAGAUCAUUCUUAUGGUGAAAAAUUAAGAGGAUUUUGGUAUCAUGGAUAUCCUGUAGGUCCAUUUAUAUCACAAGAAAUUGGUAGUGGUUCAUUAUUUGUUAAUACGAGAGUAGGUUUUGCUGCAUGUGUUGGCAAAGAUUGGUCUGAUGUUAGAUAUGGUGUAGCAUGUACUGAAUGUUCUAUAAGUGGACAUUUUUUUAAUGAUUUUCCACUUACUCAUUUUUUUAAUUCCAAAAUUGAAAAAAAUGUAUACGGUAGAUUACCUACUAAUAGAUAUGAUAUUAUAAUAAAAGAUAUAUUAAAAGAAAAUUAUGAAGAUAUUUUAUGUUACGACUUAAAGUGGUGUUUUAACAUGUUAAAAGUAAAUAGUGGUACAACUAAUGAAACGUGUUCAAAUAAUUGUAUGAUAUCAUUAGAUCAUGUUACUAUGAGUUUAAAGGUUCAUAAUUAUAAAAGAAUCGAUACUGUAAAAAGGAAAAAUGAUAUCCUUGAUGAAAUUAAUAUUAAAUUAGUACAUGUGCCACAUGAAAAAAAAAAAACUAAGAAAAUUCAUAAAAGGGACAAAUUUAAAAAAUUAGAAGAAAAAUGGAAACAAGUAGAAAAUGAUGAAAACGCAUUAUAUAUUAAUCAAAAUAAAGUUUAUACUACUAUAAGAAAUGUAAAUUCUUCUUCCAAUAAUAGGGAAAUGAAUGUACCUGUGCAAGAAAAUUAUCAUUCAUAUUAUAAAAAUAAAUUUUCUGAUAAAUAUUUAGAUUCUGUGGAUGAUGAUAUUUAUCUCUACAAAAUGAAUAAAACAUUACAACCAACAGAAAUACAUAAAGCAUCUUAUUGGUAUGAAUCAAGUGAUAGUAAAAAUCAAACCAAACAAAAAGAAGAUAAAAGUAGAGAUAAAAGUAGAGAUAAAAGUAGAGAUAAAAGUAGAGAUAAAAGUAAAGAUAAAAAUAAAGAUAAAAACAAAAGUAUAAACAAUAAUAUAGAAGCUCCAUUUAACAGUAGCAAUGGUAUGAUUGAUCAUCAUUAUGAUGAUGAUUUCACUUGUAAUAUUCUUCAAUUACCAAAAAACGGUUAUGAAAAUUUUGAGAUUACAAAAAAAAAUUAUGAAUUAGAUAAUAUUAAUAGUAUUACACAUCGGACCAAUGUUCAUACAGUGCAUGAUAAGAACAGUAAUAGUUAUAUGAAUCCACUAGAACGUAAUGUAAUAAAUAAUAAAAAGAAUAUACCAAAUAGUAAUAAUAUGAACGAAGCAGGUACUAGGAACAAUUGCUCCUAUGUUUCUUAUCCAUUGUGCAUAAAUGAAUGUAAAGGUAGAAUGGAUAAUUCGGUUAAUUCAAAUGUCGAUGAGUUUGUUGUAGAUAUUAAAGGAUACGAAGAAAUAUACCAACGUAAUAACAAAAAAAAAAAAACGGUAUUAAAUAAUAAUAUUAAAAAUAUAUAUAAUAAUUACCAUCCGAAUUCUGGAUGUACUAGACAAAAUUUUCGUAAUUAUGAAAAAUAUCUUCCUAAUGUUAAAAAUGUUUCAAAAAAAGACGCAUCAGAUACAGAAGAAAAUAAAGAUCAAAAUUUGGAUGAUCAUUCUAUUUUUAGUCAGAAUGAAUAUUCAGCCUUUUUAGAAAAUAAGAAGGAAAAUAUUUACGAUAAUAUGAAUUGUUUAUUGUUUGAGAAACAAAAUGUUGUGGGAAUAAAAAGAGAAGAAAGUUCAGAAAAAAGUUGUGAUAAAAAUAUGAUAAUGUGUAACAAAAAGGGUAUUAUGGAUAUGCCUAAUUCGGAGGAUGAAACAGAGAUGGAUAAGUUAAGUAAACAUAAAAAAGAAACAUCAAAAAAUAAAGAGCUGCUUAAAAAAAAAAAAUUUUGUAAUAAAAUGAUAGAAGAGAAUUCUAAUAUAAACGAAAUGUAUGAAAAUUAUGAUAUGGAUAAUAAGGAGCAUUAUGAAUAUGAUAUUGAUAAAAAUGAUUAUGAAGCUAUACCAAUAAGAAAGGAAAUAUUAAAAAGUAUGGAAAAUGAACAUAAACAUGAACAUAAACAUGAACAUAAUAGUAAUGAUAAGGUUGUUGAAAAUAAGAAUAUAUUUAUGUCUGACAUAUUUAAAUCCUUUAUAAAAUCAGGAGUUCAACGAAAUAUGAAAAAGAAUAGUAAUAUAAUAUUAUCUAGUGAUGAAAUAGAUGGUAUAAGUGUAAAAAGAUCAAAUGUGAAAAGAAGAAAAAAUGUUAUAAAGAAAUCGUCUUAUCGACUUUUAGGAAGUUUAAAAGAAAAUAAUAGACGAAAAAGUAGUGUGUUUGAUAAAUCUACGAAGAAAUUAAGUAUGAAUAAAAUGAAAAAUUCUAAAAUAAAAAGUUUUGUUAAUAAAUAUUCAAAACAAGGGAAAAAAAGUUCAAUAUUUAUAACAUCUGGUAAUAGAAAAUGGGAUAAAUUAUUACGUUCGAAAAAGUAUAAGAAGAAUUAUAAAAAUGAAAGAAUAAUAGGUACGAUAGGUAAUAAAAUGAGGAAUUUGAAUGAAUCAUAUGGAAAUUUUAAUACUCCUACUAUAUCACCAACUAAUAUAAAACGAAAUAAAACUAUAGCACAGGUAUUUGCUGAAGAAGAUGAAUGGGAACAGUUUAGACAUCAACAUAAACAAAAAAUUGUUAUAGAUGGAUGGCAAUCUUUAUCAUUAAAACAAAAUUUGAAUUUUAUGCCAGAAGAAAUACUUAUAUAUAUACAUGGAUAUAAUGUAAAAUUAAAUCAUGGAUGUUCUCAAUUAGCUCACUUAGUAUCAUUUUCUAAAUUACCUGCAUAUAUCCAACCAUUUGUUUUUCAUUGGGAAGGUGCUAUGUGGGGUGCUUUCUCUGCUCUUUCCUAUCCCGUUGCAAAGAAACGGACUGAAAUGACUAUAUUAGGAAAUUCAUUUAGAACAUUUAUAAAGGAGCUUAUAAAUUCUGGUAUUAAAAAUGUUCAUAUUAUAAGUCACUCAUGUGGUUCCCGACUUUUCUUUAAUGGUUUCCGAAGUUGUGUAGAGGACAAUUUAUUUUAUAAUGUAUUAAAAAAUAAAGAAUCGGAAAUAAAAAAGGGUGAUAAUGUAAAGUCAAAAGGGAUCGAACGGUCUACAACAGGAAAGGACGAGUAUGUAUCGGAUGAUGAUAAUGAUGAUAGUGAUCACAUUAAUGAUAAUAAUAUGAAUGGUAGUAAUAAUAUGCAUUCGAGUAACAACUUAACUAAUAGUAAUAAAAUAAACAAUAUAAAUGGUAUAAACAAUAUAAAUGGUAUAAACAAUAUAAAUGGUAUAAACAAUAUAAACAAUAUAAACAAUAUAAAUAAUAUAAAUAAUAUAAAUAAUAUUGAUAAUAUAAACAGUAGUAAUUCUAUAAACCAUAGUAACGGUAUUGGAAGAAAGGAAAACACAACAAGUAACAAAAAUAAAGGGAAUGUUAAAACAAACACUGAUAAAAAGAAUAAGAAACAAAAGAAACAAAUAAUAGUGAAAACGGUGAUUUUAUUAAAUCCUGAUUAUCCAUUAGAUACUUUUCUUGAGAAAGAUUUUUUCAUGUUAAGGUCUCAUUGUAAUCAUAUAGUUAUGUAUGGUGAUACAAGAGACCAAGCUUUAACAUAUUCAGAAACAUGGAAUAGAGAGAAAUGUUUAGGAAAAAGAAUAUUUAAGUUAAAAUUACCUUUAUAUAAAAUUCAUCAUUAUGAAGAUUAUCUAAAUAUUAAUAGUGAUGGAAAUAAGUUUAUGAAAAAGCGUUGUAAAGUUGAGCAGUAUAAAGUUUGUGAUAGUGUUUUAUUUCCUAUAUCUUCAUAUGCUGAUGAGGAAAAUAAAAACAAGUUAAAAGACAAAGAUAAUAAAGAUCAAGAAAAAAAGAAUAAAGGAGAAUCGAAAUGUAUAAAUAAAGCAUUUAAAACUGAUAAAAAUGUUUUAAACUCAUAUACUCUCGAUUUAAAUGAUGUUGGUGAAGGAGAAGGUGGAGUUUCUUGUGUUUCAGAAGAUGUUUCACAAAAUUAUUUAAAUGAAAAUUUUUUAAAAACUCUUGAAUUUAGUGAUACUAGUUUAAAAACAUUUAAAUCUAAAAAAAAGUUUCGUUUUUCUACAGCUUUUAAAAAAAUUAAAAGGAAAUGGUUAUUUAAAAAACAAAGAACAAAUAUUUAUUUUAAUGAAAAUACAUUAAGUAAACGUUAUUCAUCCAUGAAAUUUAAGAAGAAAUCUUUUAAAAUGUCUAAUCAAAAAUUUAAAAAAAACGAUACAGUCUAUAUAUCAUUUGAUAAAUAUGCAUGGUUAGACAUGGAUGUCAUAGAUACUACAUUUGUUGAAACAAAUGUAGAUUUUUUAAAACAUUCCUUUUAUCAAGUUAAAAGAGAAAUUAUUGAUGAUAUCAGAGAAGUGCUUAUAUCAAAUAUAAGAGCACAUGAAAGAGUAAGUAGACUUGAUAGAAGAAGAGGAAAUGUUUUUGUAUUAAGGGUUGCCCCCGCUGGAGUAGGAAGUCUCCACAGAUAA